AUGAAGACCGCUAUUCUGCUGUUUUGUCUUCUAGGAUCAACUCAGUCACUACCAAAGCAACCUAACCCCACUUUGGGAUAUCCUCCAACAAAACCAACUCCAGAGCAGGUGACACUACUGAACCAACAGCAAUCACAUCAGGUCUUCCCUUCUUUAAGUCUAAUACCAUUAACACACUUGUUCACCCUGGGGUCAGAUCUGCAACUGUUCAAUCAUGCCACUGGAAUAGCCCCUGGAACACAUACUCUCCCAGUGACCCUGGGAGCAUUGAACGGACAACAGCAGCUACCAUCACAAAUGUUACCAAUUAUUGUAGCAUCACUUGGAGCCCAGGGUGCUAUCCUAAGCUCAGAAGAAUUGCCACUAGCCUCACAAAUCUUCACAGGCCUCCUCAUUCAUCCCUUGUUCCCUGGAAACAUCUUGCCCACCAGUCAAACUGGGCCUACUCCAGGUGCUCAGGAUGGAGUCUUCCCUGCAGGACAAGCAGGAGUAAAACCUGCCAUCCAGGGAACCACAGAGAGUCACAUCUCAACUCCCAGUGUCACAGAUGAUGACUUUGGAGGGACAACCCCUGCAGGCAUCCGAAGGGGCAUGCACACUACUGUGGAAGAAACCACUGCAGACUGA
This is a messenger RNA of Dipodomys ordii (Ord's kangaroo rat), 627 nucleotides long. It is a transcript of the gene Amtn, whose product is annotated as amelotin. Gene Ontology annotation, biological process: positive regulation of enamel mineralization; odontogenesis of dentin-containing tooth. The coding region runs from base 1 to 627 and encodes 208 amino acids. NCBI's taxonomy places the organism in Eukaryota, Metazoa, Chordata, Mammalia, Rodentia, Heteromyidae. Gene Ontology annotation, cellular component: cell-cell junction; basement membrane. The transcript has 7 exons. The record is from RefSeq and is a predicted model, not a curated record.